ACACUACUUAUGUGUAGACAACUGGAACUUUUGCAUACUCUUAAUGAAAUUAAUCAAUAAGCCUUUGAUCGUUAAUUAUUCAGCUUUUUUAGAAGGAGAUACAUGCAAAUUUGGAAAGAGCAGCGGGAAAUCUCAUAUAUCCUGCGACUUUUGUAAAUGUUUAGAUGACAAAUUGAAAAUAACAGGUGAAAACCCUUUGAAUCAGAACUCUUCCGGUUUGUGUAAGCAUUUGGCUGAAAUAUACAAUGAAACAACUGAUGAAAACAUUUCGAAUCAAAAAUCUGGCGAUUGGAAUCGCGAAGAGGAGAUAAUCGUACACCAUUCAGAACCUGUAAUUGAGAAACCAUCGAUUCAUAAUUGGAAAUGGAAAAAUCCGUACAGUUUUUCAAAUUUCAAUCGACGAAGUCGAAACAGAUUUAUCCAAGAGAAAAAGUUCUCCACGACUUCGACACGCGAUGGCUGUAACAAGGUGGACAGAAAAGGAACAAAUUUCUUACACAACUUCCGGGAGUAUUUAGUCAAUUAUCAAGAAUCUUGCGGUGUACCACGAACAGAAUAUUCUUUUUCUGCUUUAAUUCAAAUAAUGGGUCAAGCAACUGGCCGAUCUCUUCUGGCUCUGUUGUAUGUUAUGCUGAACAUACUGCCUCUUGCCGAGGUAUUGUUGUACGUGCUACGAUUCGUAUUGGACAAAGUCAUCAACAUAGGUAGCAGCAGGGACUUCCGGCAGACGAUACUUCGAUGUUUCGUAUUCACAACAGAGCUGCUAAGUAUUUAUAUUUGUCUAAUAUUCAUAUUCGGUUUCAUUGUAUUACCGAUUCUCCAAACGGUAAUUGGCAUAGUUGCAAAAAUUAUGCUUUAUAAUUAAU
Molecule: messenger RNA, 866 nt
Organism: Osmia bicornis bicornis
Lineage: Eukaryota; Metazoa; Arthropoda; Insecta; Hymenoptera; Megachilidae
Exons: 3
Coding region: 44-865 (273 amino acids)
Source: RefSeq, a predicted model, not a curated record